GUCUUUUCUUCUUCUUCUUCCACUUUCGCUUUGCUGCCGACAGUCACAUCGAAUGAGAUUGCAUUCAAUGCCGCAGCUCGUGUCGAUUGUUGUUGCCGCGCUCGCCGUCGCACUCCUGACAACGACCACGAUUGUCAACGCCGAUGCCAAUGCCAACGUCGAUCAUGCCAGCGGGAGUGGCAAGGUGAACGCGGGCUUCUUUGCCGGGUACGCAGUCGAGAGCGUCAAGAUCACCCCGACUGGGCUGACUGGGACGCUUGUGCUGCCGGCUGGCUCGACGGGUCCGUACGGCAACGACUCGGUCCGCCUCAACUGGCUCGUCGAGUUCCAGACUCAGCAGCGUCUGCACGUCAAGAUCACCGACGCCGCGGUCGCGCGCUGGGAAGUGCCCUUCGUCGUGGACGACCCGCAGUCAGACCACCAUCCCACCCAAGCCGACGACCAACACAUGAGCAUGAAGCACAAGAAAAGCAACGGAUUUGUCUACAGGGACUAUCUCGACGCGGAUGGCCGCGAGAAGAAGGCAAACGCGCCCGCUGACCACCUCACCGCCGCUGCUGGCUCCAGCAAUGGGUUUGACUUUGAGUUCUCGUACACGACUUCGCCGUUCGGAUUUGCGGUCGUGCGCCAGUCGACAGGCGACGUGCUGUUCAACUCGACUCCAAGCACUGCAGAUCAGGACUUCAACGGCCUGACGUUUGAGAACAUGUACUUGGAAAUGUCCACCCGCUUGCCCGACCAGCCCAACAUUUACGGAUUGGGCGAGCGCGUGCACCAAUUCCGCCUCGACCCCACCGGGAAAACGUACACCAUCUUUGCUCGCGAUCAAGGCACGCCGUACGACGAUGGCUUGGCGCCCGGAAAAAACCUGUAUGGCUCGCACCCUUUCUACCUCGAAAUGCGCAACGGGUUGGCGCACGGCGUGUUCAACCUCAACUCGAAUGCCCAGGACGUUGUCAUUGACAACAACUUGCUCACGUACAAGAUUGUCGGAGGUGUGUUUGACAUGUACUUUGUCCUCGGCCCCGAGCCCGAGUCGGUCGUUCAGCAAUACCACGAACUCAUCGGCAAGCCGACCAUGAUCCCGUACUGGGGACUCGGAUUCCACCAGUGCCGCUGGGGCUACCAAAACAUUUCCGUCGUGGAGGAAGUUGUCCGUCAGUACCGCGUCAACCAGCUCCCGCUCGACACCAUGUGGAACGACAUUGACUACAUGGACAAGUAUUUCGACUUUACCUUCGAUCCCGUCAACUUCCCGACCUCCCAGAUGCAGCAAUUUGUUGCCAAUCUUACCAGCACCAACCAGCACUACAUGAUGAUCGUCGAUGCUGGCAUUCCGAUUCAGUCUGGAUACCCUGCCUACGAUCAAGGCAUUGCCCAAAAUGUCUUUAUUGGCGAUCCGAACGUGAACGCGCCUGCGCUCGGCUCCGUCUGGCCUGGCGCUGUUCACUUCCCUGACUGGCUCGCUGCCAACUCAUCCAGCUGGUGGGUCAACAAUCUUCGUGACUUCCACACCAACUCUGCAGCAUUCUCGGGCGUCUGGCUGGACAUGAACGAAAUGAGCAACUUUUGUGAUGGUGACUGCAACCGCACCACCACUCCCUCAAUCGUUCCGCCAUACUGGCCCGGCCAAACUGACAUCCAAGUCAAAACGAUGAGCAUGGAUGCACGCCACGUCGGCACAACCGAGUUCAACGCCCAUUCCCUUUUCGGAUUCCUGGAAACGCGUGCUACCAACCAAUUCUUGACCCAGGUGCUCCAACGUCGUCCAGUCAUCAUCUCCCGCUCCACGUUCCCUGGCCACGGUCGCUUCGGAGGCCACUGGCUUGGCGACAAUACCGCUACUUGGGACGAUCUGACGUACUCGAUCAGCGGCGUUUUCGACUUCCAGCUGUUCGGCAUCCCGCUUGUUGGUGCAGACAUUUGCGGCUUUAACGGGGAUACCACAGAGGAACUGUGCACCCGUUGGAUGCAGCUUGGCACGCUCUACCCGUUCUCACGCAACCACAACACCAUCGGCGCGCGCCCCCAGGAGCCGUACGCGUUUGGCCCCACGUUGCUCAAUGCCAGCCGCAUUGCCCUCAAUCUUCGCUAUUCGUUGCUCCCGUACUACUACACCAUUUUCCACCGCAUGUCCAUUGUUGGUGGAUCGCUCUUCCGUCCUCUCAUGUUCGAAUGGCCCAUGGACUCCACGCUGCUUGAAAUCGACCACCAGUUUUUGAUCGGAGCAGGUUUGCUGGCAAGCCCAGUUCUCACGCAAGGCGCCACCUCUGUUUCUGCCUACUUCCCCGCCGCCGUCUGGUAUGACUUUUACAACGGAGCUCCCUUGGGCAACGCCAAUUCCGGAUCCUGGGUCACCCUUGACGCACCCAUCGACAAAAUCCCGCUGAGCAUUCGUGGCGGCCACAUCAUUCCCAUGCAAAAUCCCAACGGCGCACUCACGACGGCCGACACCCGCACGCAGCCGUAUCAGCUCCUCGUUGCCCUCGAUGCCAACAAUACGGCCCUGGGCUAUUUGUAUUGGGAUGAGGGCGACGGUGUUUCGACCGAAGCUCUGGGUCACUACACGAUUCUUGAAUUCCAGGCGCAACCGACCGACUCUGGCGCUCAGCUCACCUCCACGCUGGCCACUCCCCUGUACGCCCCGCUCGUUCUGUCCAAGUUCAGUUCCGUCACCGUGUAUGGCGUGUCGUCUGCGUCCACUGUGGCUGUGAAUGGGUCGCCGAGCUUGACGUUCUCCUACAAUGCCAGCUCGAAGACUCUCGUUGUCUCUGAGCUCUCGCUCAGCCUGGGCCAGCCCUUCACUAUCCUCUGGCAGUGAGCUGCUGGAAUGUGUGUUGUGUAUUUUGACUUUUAUUGUCGGCUGUUGAUACCCUUCUGUGAAAUGAACAGGGAACUCAACAGACGGAAAGAAGAAGCAUAAAGCACGACAGCUUGCAAGCGGUCAUCAACGCAAAUCCUAGCAAUGUUCAACCCUUCAAUUAAAUAAUGAUCCAAAGCA
This is a messenger RNA of Capsaspora owczarzaki ATCC 30864, 3001 nucleotides long. RefSeq names its product alpha-glucosidase. Gene Ontology annotation, molecular function: hydrolase activity, hydrolyzing O-glycosyl compounds; carbohydrate binding. Lineage: Eukaryota; Filasterea; Ministeriida; Capsasporidae. Gene Ontology annotation, biological process: carbohydrate metabolic process. Bases 53 to 2821 code for a protein of 922 amino acids. The transcript has 8 exons. The record is from RefSeq and is a predicted model, not a curated record.